GAGUAUAAAGCGAGCGACACGCUGGCUUGGGCACCAGUGUGCUCCUUCUGCUCCUGCUGUUACUUCGGUGCUGACAACAGUGACGACGAUGCGUGUCCUGGCCGUGCUGUGUGUGCUGGUGCUGAUGGCCGCCGCCGUGAUGGCUGCUGGCGGACAGGGUGGCUAUGGCGGAGGCUUAGGCUACGGUAGCUAUGGCCCAGGCGGAGGCUACGGUGGCUAUGGCCCAGGCGGAGGCUACGGUAGCGGAGGCAGAGGCUUAGGCUACGGUGGCUAUGGCAAAGGCGGAGGCAACGGUGGCGGAGGCAGUGGCCUCGGUGUCGGAGGCGUGAGUGACAUGGACGGAACCGGAGGCUUCAAUGACGGAACCUUCGUUAGCGGCGCCCGAGGCCCCAUUGGCGGCGGCGGAGGCUUCGGUGGCGGAAGCUUCGGUACCGGCAGCGGAGGCUUCGGUGGCGGCAAAUCCGGCGUCAAGGACGACAACUAAGGCUGAAACGACACACUCGACACCCCCGAGGACCUGCACUGCCCUACUGGUGACGAUGGCGGCGGCGGCGGCAAAGCAAAUGUAUAUGGAAAUAAAUUGGACGAGGAAUAAAACCACUUAAAUUUG
Messenger RNA from Eriocheir sinensis (Chinese mitten crab), 610 nucleotides. RefSeq lists its product as uncharacterized. The transcript is spliced from 3 exons. Lineage: Eukaryota; Metazoa; Arthropoda; Malacostraca; Decapoda; Varunidae. The coding region runs from base 89 to 484 and encodes 131 amino acids. The record is from RefSeq and is a predicted model, not a curated record.